GAUUAAUCCAUCAAUUCUGAAGCGCUAGUUUAUUGCAGAAAUUGGGUGCAAUUAGGUUACAAAUUGGUCUAUAAUGUCUUUGCACUGCUGGGCAUUGUUCCCUUAUUUAACACACGCGUAUCGGAGACAAUUGUACGUUUCUCCUGCCUAUUUCUUUGUUAUUUUGCACAAUUUAGUGUUUUGCAUUGAAAGCUAAAAAAAAAUAGUAAAAAAUUAAAAUUCGUAGGUUUAUUGUGCUUACCUAAGAUAAGUUAUGUCUUUAUUCUGUACAUUUUAGUCCUAAAUAUCUGCCACCAUGAACAGCGUAGCCACUUAACUACGCGUAUUGGUUUUCUGGCAUUUAAAAAGUAUAUCUUCCCGAAGGUUUUGCGUUAGGCCUGUAAGGUAAACUGAUACAUUAAUGAUCUUAGUUGUGCGUUUGGCGGUUUGGGGCAUCCCGGCCUUUCAUUGGCUUCCAUUUUUUUUAACACACAAGAGACGUAAUAAAAGAUCAAUGGCUUCGAGGCCAUACAUAAACUGCGAUCCUUUCAUCCACUCAGCCUUUGACUAAACCUACAGAUAUGGUAAUGAGAAGCGCUGUACAUUUCUACGCCAUUCGUUACUGCACACAAUUGAAAUAUAAACAAGUCAACUGCUUUAAAUUAAAUAAAAAGAGAUACACUUUAAGAGUUGCAUACGUACGCAAAUACCGCCUGUCACGUGUCGCACAAUAGAAGAGGUUUUUAAAAAUGGACUGUAUGCGCGGCCGACUAUACUGAACACACCCCGGCGCUGGCAGAAAGCGGGAUUUUACGCAAAUGGAAGCGCCACCAGAUUGCCAUAUGAAGACGAGGACAAUGAGCGGCAAGAAGGUGUCCAAACCUUUAAUGGAAAAGAAACGCAGAGCCCGAAUAAACAAGAGCCUGGAUCAGUUGAAGUCCCUGUUGGAAACCUACUACACUAACAAUGUUCGAAAACGGAAACUUGAGAAGGCCGAUAUUUUGGAAAUGACAGUGAAACAUUUGCGGAAUCUUCAGAGAAGACAACGUGGCUCCACGGUGGAUGCCAAUCUGGCUGAGUACCAGGCAGGUUUCAGAAGUUGUCUAGCUGGUGUGAAUCGAUAUCUUCAGGUGACGAAUGGCGGGAGCAGGACGCUCCGCCUGAACGUCCUCGACCGUCUGUCCAGAAGCCUUUCUGCUCCGGUUCAGGAUUCCAGCACCGCGGACAGCAGCCGUGUGCCGCCGGAAGCUAUAGAAAGGAAGGAUCCCAGAUCAACCGAAGACAAGCAGGGCUCCAGCAUGGCGCUUAACACAGUUCGCCACAUAAUGCGGGACAAUGAGAAAGGCACGUGCGUGAACAUGUCCUCACUUUAUAAAAAAAAAGAAGUUAUACAGGAGCAUGUAAAGCUGUACAAUGGACAUCAGGCCCCGGAGAAAAUCCGUAUAAAAUACUGGAAUUCCAACAACAGGUGCCUUACUGAAAGGCCGAGUAGUAUAAAGCACGCCAUGGUCUGUUCACAAGAUUUUUGGCGCCCUUGGUAG
Paramormyrops kingsleyae is the source of this 1520-nucleotide messenger RNA. The record is from RefSeq and is a predicted model, not a curated record. NCBI's taxonomy places the organism in Eukaryota, Metazoa, Chordata, Actinopteri, Osteoglossiformes, Mormyridae.